Candidula unifasciata is the source of this 393-nucleotide messenger RNA. NCBI's taxonomy places the organism in Eukaryota, Metazoa, Mollusca, Gastropoda, Stylommatophora, Geomitridae. The record is from the annotation of a GenBank genome assembly.
AUGCUUGACAAGCUAGAUGUUGUAAGAGUUCUUUGGAAGCAAGUAAGCAGCGCUGAAGCAUACACAGAUCAUCGCGGGCUGAAGACAGUGGAGCAGCGCGCCGGGACAGUGGAGCAGCGAGGCGGGACAGUGGAGCAACGAGGCCGGACAGUGGAGCAGCGAGCCGGGACAGUGGAGCAGCGAGGUGGAACAGUGGAGCAGCGAGGCGGGACAGUGGAGCAGCGAGGCGGGACAGUGGAGCAGCGGGCCGGGACAGUGGAGCAGCGGGCCGGGACAGUGGAGCAGCGAGGCGGGACAGUGGAGCAGCGAGGCGGGACAGUGGAGCAGCGGGCCGGGACAGUGGAGCAGCGGGGCGGGACAGUGGAGCAGCGAGGCGGGACAGUGGAACAGUGA